AUGUUCCUGGCUAACCACCUUCAAUACUUGGAAGGGGAAAAGUUAAAACUGCGGGCCCAAGUUUCAUUACUCAAAGAGGAAAACGACUGGUUGCGUAAGGAGCUGCUUGAGACGCAGGGUGACCUGAUGAAGUGCCAACAGAAGCUGGUGGUCGUUGAAGAGAAGAACAAGCAUUUUGAAUUUAUGAAGGAACUGAAGAUGGACGAUUCCCGCGAGGGAAGCGAGGAAGGAAGCGAGGGAAGUGGGCGACCAUUUUCUUUCGAUAUGAGCUUCUUAGACGACCUCCCCAGCGAUACCGGAAGCCCCGGUUAUGAAAUUCCAGCGCGCUUUAGAUCGCUCUACGACUUGGUUACGCAAUACGUAGCACAGGGUCGCCACCAGGUGGCUCUGACUUUAUGCAAGCAGAGCAUUCAAAAUCUGGAAAAGACGUGUCAGUAUAACCCGGAUGAAGCCAUUGUGCUGCACAUGCAGGCUCGCAUUUACAAGGACAUGGGCAACACGCGAGAGGCAAUCAAGUCUCUGCAAUCGGCUUUGCAUAUUCGCGAGAACACACUCGGCCACGACCACUCGUCAGUGGCUGCACUCUUGAACAAUUUGGCUGUAAUGUACGGUCGGAAUGGCAACUAUAAGGAUGCUGAGAAUAUGUGCAAAAGGGCUCUAGAGAUUAAGGAGAAGCUCUUCGGCACUUACCACACAGCAGUAGCAAAAUUGUUCAAUAACCUUGCAUUGUUAUGCCAAAACCAGAAUAAAUAUGACCAAGCAGAAUAUUACUAUCACCGCGCCCUUGAGAUCUAUCACACAAUUCUGGGACCAGAUCACGUGACCGUAAUGAAGACUAAAAACAAUCGAGCGUCUGCUUUUCUUCGACAAGGCAAAUACCGACAAGCUGAAGAAAUCUACAAAGACAUUCUGAUUCAGUUUUGCGAGAAAGAGUACGGACAUUUUGAGGACGACAACAACCGACCUCAGUUGACACCUGCUGAACAAGAAAAUGGCGGUAUACUACUGUAUUAUAUUAAAAGGCUUUGCGACCGUUGUAAAAUGGGACUUGACGUAUUCAAGAAUCCAGCCUUGAUCACAGCUCUUGUCAAUAUGGGUAUUUUGAACCGGAUCAUCGGUAAGUCCGAUGAGGCAGCUCUAUUUGAAGAAAGUGUGGUCAGGUUAAAGAAAAAGAACAGUCAUUAUAAAUUGAUGACUGUUUCAACUGAAAGUUGA
Acanthosepion pharaonis is the source of this 1215-nucleotide messenger RNA. NCBI's taxonomy places the organism in Eukaryota, Metazoa, Mollusca, Cephalopoda, Sepiida, Sepiidae. The record is from the annotation of a GenBank genome assembly.